Messenger RNA from Elgaria multicarinata webbii, 914 nucleotides. RefSeq names its product adiponectin, C1Q and collagen domain containing (gene ADIPOQ). The coding region runs from base 112 to 870 and encodes 252 amino acids. NCBI's taxonomy places the organism in Eukaryota, Metazoa, Chordata, Lepidosauria, Squamata, Anguidae. The record is from RefSeq and is a predicted model, not a curated record. Gene Ontology annotation, molecular function: protein binding. The transcript has 3 exons.
GCGUCUUUGUUAUAAGAGACUGGGCUAUUCUUUCCACUGCAUUUCUGACGUGACGGUAAACCACUCAGGACAUCGCCCAAACAACUGAACCUUCUUAUUUCCAAGUUCAACAUGAAGCAAGGAUCCAGUCUCUUUUUGUGUUCGUUGCUGCUGCUGCUGCAACUUUGCUGUAACCUUGAAGUAGGUGCUGAGGAAGACCCCCAACAACCAGUUAAAGGAUCUUGUGAAAAUUGGAUGAUAGGAGCACCCGGUUACCCAGGCCAUAACGGAGUUCCAGGAAGAGAUGGGAGAGAUGGAAAUGAUGGCCAAAAAGGAGAGAAAGGAGAAGCAGGUACACCUGGUCCUAAAGGGGACACUGGAAGUUUAGGAGCUGCUGGUACUGAUGGCCUUCCAGGAGCACCAGGGAUUGCCGGAAUCCCAGGACUGAAAGGGGAAAAGGGUGAAAGCGGCACUAUUUAUCGCUCUGCCUUUAGUGUUGGUUUAAUAACUAGAGUCCCCUAUCCCAAUGUUCCUAUCAAAUUUACAAAGAUCUUCUACAAUGAGCAAACUCACUAUGAUACCACAACAGGGAAGUUCCGAUGCAGCAUUCCAGGAGUGUACUAUUUUGCAUAUCAUCUCACUGUCUAUGUCUCAGAUGUGAAAGUCAGCUUGUUCAAGAAGGGCAAGGCAGUCAUCAUCACCUAUGACCAAUACCAGAGAAACGAUGUUGACCAGGCAUCUGGUUCUGUUUUGCUCCAUUUGGAAGUUGGGGAUGAAGUUUGGCUUCAAGUAUAUGGAGAAGGAGAAAACAAUGGUGUCUAUGCUGAUAAUGUGAAUGAUUCUACUUUCAUGGGAUUCUUGCUUUAUGUAGACUUGAAUUAUGCACAGUAGGCAAACAGGGAGGAAUAGCCAAGAAGGAUCACAGCUACAUGGUC